Molecule: messenger RNA, 2736 nt
Organism: Pimephales promelas (fathead minnow)
Lineage: Eukaryota; Metazoa; Chordata; Actinopteri; Cypriniformes; Leuciscidae
Product: GTPase IMAP family member 8
Molecular function (GO): GTP binding
Source: RefSeq, a predicted model, not a curated record
UACAUCCCUCUGCUCUCUAUUAGUCUCUUUCUCCCAGCUCCUCCUACUUGUAACAUUUCAUGGGGGAAAGAAAGUAAAAAAGAGGCAGAGAGAAAGGUUGCAAGGGUGUUGUGUAAUCAGAAAAUCACAGAGAGAGCUAGGGAAAUUGAGUAGGAGGAAGAUAGGAGGGGAAAACAAUGUUUUGAGCACAGGCAACUGGCUGCUGAGACAAAACAGCAAGAGAGAAAGAGAGAGAGAGAGAGAGAGAGAGAGAGAGAGAGAGAGAGAGAGAGAGAGAGAGAGAGAGAGAGAGAGACAGGAGACAACGUACCACCUAGACACAAGAUGGCUACGGUCUCUUCGGAUUUAAAUGCUGCAGAGGGAUCCUCUCCAACCAUGUGGCGCCUACUGUUGCUGGGGUUCCAGGGCUCCGGAAAGACCUCAACACUGAAUACCAUCUUGAGCCAGGAGAAAAACCCAUCUGACAAUUCCCAAACAGACCAACAACAUUGGGUAGACAUACUCACUUGGCGACUGUUGAUCAUUGACACGCCAGGAUGGAAUCUGGAAACCAAAGACACAACUAAUGAGACGGACUCAGAGAACCAGCAGUCCUUCAUUGAUCAAUGUUCUCCUGGUCCCCAUGCCCUGCUGCUGGUGGUUCCCAUCGGAGUUCCAUUCACCGAAAACCACUGGCAAGGCCUUUGGUCCCGAGUUAGAGAACUGGGCGCAGGAAUAUGGAGGCACACCAUGGUUUUGUUCACCUGUGCAGACCGGUUGCUGGACACGGGUGUUGAGGAAUUUAUUGUGGAUGGCGGGGCAGCGCUGCAGAGGUUGGUGGAGAGGUGUGGCUCCAGGUAUCAUGCCUUGGAUAACACCUGCUCAGACAAAAGUGCUCAAGUUGCAGAGCUUUUACAAAAAGUUGAGGAAAUGGUUCGGGAGAAUCAAGGCUGGUUCUUUGAAAUGGUGAGGCCAAGCCUUGGAUUCGAUGAAGAAAGAGAAGAGAAUGGAGUCCCAGAAGUGGAGAGGACAGCAGCAAUGUUUAGAUCUCCGCCAAGAGAGUUACGGGUUCUGCUAGUAGGCUGGCGUGGAGCAGGUAAGAGCUCUGCAGGUAAUCUUCUACUGGGUAGUCGUGUGUUUGAAUCAGGACGCCCCACUGAGGUGUCUGUCCGUCAUCAAGCAUUGGUUGCUGGUCGGCGCCUCACAAUUGUUGACACACCAGGUUGGGAUUGGUUCUCCGCCCAGCGCACACCAAGCAACAUUCGAAAAGAAAUUAAACAAGGGGCAGGGCUUCUCCAUCCUGGCCCACAUGCACUCUUACUGGUAAUCCCUGUAGUCUCGACCCUCACUUCCAAAAAGAGGCAGGCCCUCAAGAGCCAUUUGGAAAUCUUUGGUGAGGAGGCGUGUCUUCACACACUGGUGCUGUUUUCAUGUGGCGAUUGGCUGUAUGGCACAUCCAUCGAGGAUCACAUCCAGCGGGAUGGGGAGCUGCUGAAACUGAUGCAGCAUUGCUGGAACUGUUAUCAUGUGCUGGAUUGUACCAAAGCCAACAAUGACAGGACACAGGUGACUGAACUCUUGCAGAAAAUAGAGGAAAUGGUAGCAGAUAAUGGAGAGAAACCAUUCUUACCUGUCAAAUUAAAUCAAGAACUGGACGAGGAGGAAACAAGUGGAAGAUGCAUUCUACAGUGAAAUAUAUGACAACAUAAAGUGCAACUCUGGUAAAUCUCAGAAGAAUGUAGAGGUUAUUGACCUUUUUGAUCCCAAAACAAGCGGUAUUUAUGCAACUAUAAGGCCAUUCACACUGUUUGUAUGUCAUGUUGAUAGAAUUAGACUUGCAACCUACAUUUCUGGCUUCUUGAGCAAUGUUAAGAUUUAGUCAUAUUUUCAUAGUUUUAAAUUAAGAACAUUUUUUCAAGUAUAUGUAAAAUGCAUGAUGGAAACAAACAACAUGACUAUUCAUUUCCACAGUGUAAAGCAGGACUCAUUGUAUUGUAGCAAUACUGUACAAUAUUUACACAACCUCAUCAUUUUUCAUGCAUUCAAAGUCAUAUAUUUGGUAAAACUGCAUUUCACAAAAUUGGAAUAUUGUUAACAUUUAGUUUGAAUGCACUCACUAUAUUUUCAUAAAGGGAUUAAGUAUACCUGGAUUUUUGAAUAUACAAUUGUUCUACAUACUGUACAUCUGUCCCAUCGAGCACCUUGUGGGUUUUUUUUUUAAAUUUGAUAUUUAGCAACUUAGGACUUUGAUGGCAGCAUUACCUUAACCUAAAAAAUAUUUACCCAUGUGUUUUAAGCAUUCAGGGAAUGGAUGUCUGUUACUAUUGCAUAGUAAUAAUUACCUUGUCCUCAAAAAUAUUCAGCGCAAAAUGAGAACAUAACAAAUUCAGCUUCCAGGUUGAAUUUCCUUGAUCCGUGAAAUCCUAGCGAACAUAAAGGCAAGAACCACAUUUAUUUUUCUACCACCCAUACAGUUCUCCUUGGUCAUUAACAGUGAGGUUAUGCUGUUUGUGGAAAUUGUUUUUGACUAAACAGGCUAAAUAUAUUUUUAUACAUUGACCAAAAACAAAUAAAUAAUUUUAUAAAAUACUCCAACUCAUUUCUUUGUCCAUUUCAUAAUAAAAAGAUUAAACACACAAGCAACGUUUUAAAAUGUUUAUUACAUAAAUAACAUUCAAGCUAAUUGAUAUGUAGUUAAAGGACCAUACAACCACAAAAUGUUGAGCUCUACACAAAUUAAUAUAAGCACACAUACCA